AUGAGUAAGUUCAAAACUAUUGAUACAUUUUUUAAAAGAAAAGAUCAAGAGAAUGAAGAUGCUUCUACUAUUACUACUCCAAUACUUGAGGGGUCAUCAAAUUUCAUUACUUCAAGUUCUCCAUUGAAUAGCUCAAAGCGUCCACGACUUCUUCCAAAUCAACUGGAUGUUUUUCGUUUGGAAAGAGAUCCUGGAAUGCGACCAAUGAUUUGGAAGUUUCCUCCAAAUAAAAGAGAUGAAAUCCGUCGGGCUUAUAUUAAAAUUGGGCCAAAUCAACCAAUUCUUGAUAAUUAUCCAUUUUCUGGUGAUAAAAGUCAUUGUCGCUUUCAAGCUUCAUGGUUUAAAUUGUUCCCAUCUUGGUUAGAAUAUUCUAUAGAAGAUGAUGCUAUAUAUUAUUUUUUGUGCUUUCUUUUUGCUAAGGAACCUUCAAUCAAUACGGGUUCAAAUGCUUUUAUUGAGAAUGGUUUCAGGAAUUGGAAGAAAGUAAAUAGUGGAAAAGAAUGUGCUCUUUUGAAUCACAUUGGUAAAGGUUCCAACUCAUUCCAUCAUAAGGCGCUGAAAUCAUGUGAUGAUUUGAUGAAACAAUCACAACAUAUCGACAGACUUCUUCAUAAGCAAACAUCAGAAGAGAUUGAAAAGAAUCGAAUUCGACUAGGAGCAUCUAUAGAUUGUAUUAGAUGGUUGACAUUUCAAGUUGCGCAUACAGAGGACAUGAUGAAAGCUAAAGUUCAAGCAAUAGAGUUAGAGAUGAAUCUAAAAAAGGAGCAAAUGGCCAUUGUUUUGAGAUUUGUUACCCUAGAUGGUUUUGUUAAAGAGAGAUUCUUUGAUCUUGUGCAUGUCACUGAUACUUGUGCAACAACUUUAAAGAAAGAAUUGAUUUCUGUCCUUUCUCAUUAUAAUCUCCAAGUUGAAAAUAUUAGGGGUCAAUGGUAUGAUGGUGCUAGCAACAUCCGGGGUGAGUGGAAUGGUUUGCAAGCUUUGUUUCUUAAAGAUUCUCCACAAACAUACUAUUCCGAGGGUUACCUGAAACUGUAG
Messenger RNA from Arachis duranensis, 1035 nucleotides. RefSeq lists its product as uncharacterized. The coding region runs from base 1 to 1035 and encodes 344 amino acids. NCBI's taxonomy places the organism in Eukaryota, Viridiplantae, Streptophyta, Magnoliopsida, Fabales, Fabaceae. The record is from RefSeq and is a predicted model, not a curated record. The transcript is spliced from 2 exons.